Messenger RNA from Centropristis striata (black sea bass), 2550 nucleotides. RefSeq names its product LIM domain and actin-binding protein 1-like. NCBI's taxonomy places the organism in Eukaryota, Metazoa, Chordata, Actinopteri, Perciformes, Serranidae. The coding region runs from base 280 to 2346 and encodes 688 amino acids. Gene Ontology annotation, cellular component: plasma membrane; actin cytoskeleton. Gene Ontology annotation, molecular function: actin filament binding. The transcript is spliced from 10 exons. The record is from RefSeq and is a predicted model, not a curated record. Gene Ontology annotation, biological process: actin filament bundle assembly.
UAAAGUUGUUCAAAUAACAUGUUGGUCUCUGAACAUGGCUGCCGAUCAUCGACAUAAGUAAUGUCUGUCUAGUAUUGCCUCAGUGCUAAUUAUUCAAGUCAAGCCAAAUUCUUUACAUCUGUACGACAGAUUUUUAUGUUUUUAUUAAGAAUUGCGUCUUAGGUCAAUAUGGGCUCCUCCUCCCUCAUGAGUAAUACUGUACCUGACUGUGUUGUGUUCACUUGUUAAGGAAAACUUCUCUUAAAGUGGGGGUUAAAGGUAUCAAGAUAGCUGCCAAAGAUGGAAAGUGGUCCAUUCAGUCGUCGGUCCUGGGCGGCACAGUCUCUGCGCGUGACCGCCAAGGAGCUGUCACUCAGCGGCCGAGGGAAAAACAAUGCCCUUGCUGAACGUUUCUCCAAGUACCAGAGAGCUGCUGAGGAGUCAAGUGCCGAAAAGAAAAAAGCUUCUGAGAGUGCAUCCUCCUCCCUGCGGUUGGGUAACCUGAGUGCUCUAAAGAAGCGCUGGGAGCAGGCACAGAACAAGCCUUCCUCCAUCCCAGCUCCGAGCCAGCCCAGCUCCCGCACCAGGCCUCCUGCUCUGACCAGGCCUGCUUCUAUCACUGAGCACUGUCCUCCAUUAAAGAGCCCCAACCUGUCAACCGCUCAGGGAGGUCAACUCGCAGCCAGUCGUGUCCAGCAGCCCACAGCAGCUCCAGAAGAACCCAAAGGUGAAGAGCAGAGAGGGAUGGACAGGGAUGAGCUGAUGCACCGUGAAAGACCGGAAAAGCUUGACGAGCAAGUUCCAACCAGCCCCUGUGCCUCUUAUGAAAAACCCAGAGUGCCACUGAACAACCUGAAGAUGAAGUUUGAGAGGGGAGAGGACACAGCGGGCAAGGGUGGCAGGACGACACUUCGCAGUACUUCAUCAGAGGACAUGGACCAACAUGGUGGUUCAUCUGUGCCCGACAGAGUGUUGGAGUCCACAUCCAUGAGGGAGAAGAUGGCCAAGUACCAGGCUGCUGUUUCUAAACAAGGCACCUCUCGCUCUGGUCUGGCCCCAAAAACGUCUGCCUCACUAAAUCAGAAAGACAUUCCUGCACCUGAGUGCAAUGGGGAGAGCAGCGAGCAACCCAAAGCAUCUCGGAAGUUCAGCCCACCAUUGAGGGAGACGUGCAUCGCUUGUCUGAAGACGGUGUACCCGCUGGAGAGACUGGUGGCUCUUCAGCAUAUCUACCACAAGAACUGCUUCCGCUGUGUUCACUGCAGCACAAAGCUCAGCCUUCUGACCUUCGCCUCUCUGCAUGGUAACGUCUACUGCAAGCCCCAUUUCAGCCAGCUGUUUAAAGCUAAAGGCAACUACGAUGAAGGCUUUGGCCAUCGGCCUCACAAGGAGCUCUGGGAGCCUCGAGCUGAUGGAGAAGAAGGUGAGGAAGCCAGGACGCCAACGGAACAACAGAAACCAGCAGUGAUGACACGUCCAGCUGAGACAGUCCAACAGGAGACAAUCCAACAGGAGACGGUCCAACAAGAGAGCCCCACUGAGGAAUCAUCCCCACAGGUUAAAGUCACAGAUAUGACCGCCUUACUCGAGACACGUGCACAGACACGUGGCAGGUCUGAUGAGAAGCUUGAGUCUGCAGAGAAGCCAGCUGAGAAGCGCAGGCUGAGGAUCGCCUGGCCUCCCCCGGCUGGUGAGAGCCACUCUGGGUCAGAAGCACUUAGUCCGGUCACAGAGGGAGCUUCUUCAGGCCGACCCUGGAGAGCCAAGUGGCCCCCAGAGGACGAUGUGCCAUCAUCCUUUCAGAGCACAGAUCGGGCUGAACUGAAGAGCCUGAGGAGAAGCACUUCUCUGAAGGAGCGCUGUCGGCCUUUUACAAUCGCAGCUAAACCCAGCGCCGCAGCCAGCGCGGGUCCCAGGGAGCCUCGUCGCCCUCUCAAAAACCUGCUGGAAUGGAGAGCAUCGUUUGAAGAAAAGCACCCAUCUGAAGAGCAACCGAAGGAAAAUAAGCCAGAGCUUCAGCAGGUGAACCAGCAGGAGAAGAAAGAGAAGACUGAAAUACAGAGUGAAGACGCAGCAAAUGCAAGCAAGGCCUUCUCAGAGGAGACCGAGCAACAACAAGAAGACAAGCAAGUACAGAGAGGAAAGGCAGCCGCAGAUGAGACAGCGGUAGAAGAAGGCUCUCUGAGAAGCAUCUCUCCGGAUAUCUCACCGUCCCCCUCUCCACCUUUACAGCCCAAACAGAACCGUGCCUCCCAGGAUGUGGGCUUCUGGGAGGAGGACAAAGAAGGAAGUGAUGCCGAGGAGCUGAGUGCAGAGGAUAUAAUCAAGAGGAACCGCUACUAUGACGAGGAGGACUCUGACUCAUAGAGACAUCAUAGUCUAAAUGUCACGUCCAUCCAACAUGCAACACUUUGUCGUUUUUUUUUCCUCAUUUUAUAGAUCACAAUGUAGCUUUGCCAGAUUUUAUAGUGUUAAAAUAGAAGAGAUGCAAAAAAUGUGUAGGUGUAUGUAUGUGCGUUUUAUAUUGCAAUAACUGCCUUUAAUUGUUUAAGUACAAAUGUUUAAUAUUUU